GCAUGCGCGACAGCUCCAUCUUCCGCCGACGAUAUUUGGAGUGUUGAUAAAAUACAAUUAAAUUUACUACUUGUUUACCUAAUUAAGGAUAAUGUAGGAGUGGAUUAAGUUUUUGAGUAGGCUAUAAACAUCCGUAAAAUUAUUGCAAAGUAUUGAUAAUUAGGAAAAUGGCUUUUCGAAGAGUAUUCGGUCGAAAAUGGCCACUGACAGGUAAACUGAUUUCGAGUAAUCAACAACAUUCUACGAGAAAUGUGUUUUUGACUGGAUGUGUAGUGAGUGUUGGUGUUGGAGGAUGCAGUUUUUUAGCAUACAAAUCUUUCAAAUAUACAGAUUUUGUUCCAAAACUUUAUGCCAAAGAUAAAAAAGAGGUUGAGACAGUAAAACCAGCUGUAAAAGUGACGUAUCGAGAGAUGAGAUUUCGUCAGUUUGCUAGUGUAGAACAUCAUGGAAUUCUAUACAUGACCCCUCAGGAUUUUUUGGAAUCCAUGACAGAGGAGACACCUAGACCAAGAAUUGGGCAACACCGCCUUAACCCAGCAGAUGUGGAAUCAAUGUUACGUUUAACACCAACACAUUCACGUGGUUCGACUAAACUCUUCAGGAGCUUACACAAUAAAGGUUUGAUAUCCUAUACAGAAUACCUGUUUCUACUUUGUGUUCUCACCAAGCCUCAUUCUGGUUUCCGUAUUGCGUUUAAUAUGUUUGAUACAGACGGCAACCAUAUUGUGGAUAAAAAGGAAUUUUUAGUGCUGGAACAAGUCUUCAGCAGGCAGUCUGAAUCCAAGGAAGUCAUCAAUGAAGUACAAGACACAACUCUACUUAUUCAUUUCUUUGGCCAGAAUGGAAAAGAUGUCUUGAAAUAUGAUGAUUUUUGCAGAUUUAUGGAGAACCUCCAGAGUGAAGUAAUUGAGUUGGAAUUUUUAGAGUUUUCUAAAGGAAUGAGUACUAUAUCAGAAGUUGAUUUUGCUAGAAUAUUACUACGCUAUACGAAAUAUGAUUCCACCGAAAUAGAUCAAUGUUUAGAAAGAGUUACAGAGAGAAUUCCUGAGGAGAAGGGAAUAACAUUUAAAGAUUUUAAACAGUUUUGUCAGUUUUUGAAUAAUUUGGAUGAUUUUUCAAUUGCUAUGAAGUUAUAUACCUACGCUGAUCAUCCUGUCUCUCAAGAAGAUUUCCACAGAGCAGUAAAAAUCUGUACAGGUUUUAUGUUAGGGGAACAUAUAGUAAACACCAUGUUUCAGAUUUUCGAUGUUGAUGGGGACGGCCAUCUUAGCCACCAGGAAUUUAUCUCUAUCAUGAAAGAUAGGCUCCAUCGUGGCUCUAGGUCUCAUCUGAUGCAUACACAAGGAAACUGGAAUACAUAUAGAACAUGUGUUAAAAAUGAGAUGAAGAGUUUUUAAAAUGGUGAAGAAUCAAAACUUGUUUGUUUCUGUUCUAAUUAUCUGUUAAUCUUAUUUGUUUGAAAGUUUGUUUGGAUGGUGGUUUAAGUUGUGGCUGCAACUCAAUGACUUGUAAAUGUGAUCCAUGUCUCUUUGAUCAAAAUACUAUGAUGGAACAAGAGCACCUUCACAAUGUCAAGCUAUUAGGAACUGUGUCUUAUACCUUGACUGCAAUAACCACCUUCUUGUAUCAGAAAAGUUAAUAAAUGUAGUGAUUGGAUUGGUUGUACAUUACCAAAUAUAGCCAAUCAUAGCCCUUGAUUGUUAACUGUCUUUCAGUCAUGGGCUGUAUUCGCUAGCGAACAAUCCAAUCAAAUCAUUCCAUCAACAAGAAAGGUGGCUAUUGCAGUCAAGGUAUAAGAUACAGUUUGUAAUAGAUUGACAUUGUAAAGAUGGAACAAGAGAAACUCCUUUGUAUUUUCAAUUUCUCUACUUUCGAUUUUCUAAAAUACAAAGGCUAUGGUAUCUUCACUUAGAGAAUACUGUUGGAUUGGAUUCUGAACUGAUUAUAGAACUACAGUAAGAAUCACAUCUUAUGAUCAACCAAGGUGCGUAUAGACCAUAUCCAUUGAGGUAUAAAGUGCUGGAUUAGUAAUACAGUUGAAAAUAGAAGAGGUGAAUAUAUCAUUCAGGUACUGGUCAAGACAUUUUGCAGACAUGAUAAUAUGUUUCUACUAUUAUCUACUGUAUUGGUAAUCCUGUACCAUACUGAACACUGAACCAGACACCACCUUUACUAUGAUAUUACAAUCAUCUGAAAUUAAGUGUAUGUGGAAUUAGAACUGCUUACUGAAAGUCAGAAUCCACAGACAGACAACAGUUGAGCUGUAAAUUCAACUGUUGAUUUUAACUAUGCAUAAUAUUUUCCCAAACUGUUCUAAUUAAAAUGAAGUUUGGAAUGUUUUGAUAAGUAGAGUUAGUAAAAGAAUAUAUUUUUGAAUUUAAUGAUUAUAAUUAUUCCUGAUAAUAUCUUUAUGUGUAUGCAUGUACAUAAGGUUUAAAUAGGUCAAGUCAAAUACUACACAGAAAGCACUGGCAUUUGUGGAUAGUUUGAAAGGAAAGUUUUGUUAAUAAUUUCGUCUAUUAAAGUUUUGUAAAAGAAGAAAAUUAUUUUGGAAUUUGAUAACAUGAAGCUUAAAUGCAUGUGCAUAUUAAUUAGGUCAGCUAUUUUGAGCCAAAAUUAGAAACAAUUUAUAUGGUAACCAACUUACCAAAGUAUACAGUAAAAAGUCUGUAAUAAGUUCUCUAAGUAGCAUAUCAUUUGAUAUAUGGAGGUUACUUAAAGGUGCCUCCACAAAUUCCAAUUAAACGCAAAGUGCUCUGGGGUUGUAAAGGUUGACGAUCUCGGGAUUUUUUGCAUGAAAACAUAAUUAUUUCUUUUGCACCCUGCUGUAGGAUUACAUCGCUUUUGAACAAAUCUAGUAAGAGUCUUGAAAUCUUCAUUAAACAGGUCUGAUCAUUGAAAAUUGCCAAGCCCUGCUCCCCAUUUCUGCUACAGCUGCAUCCCCUGUACUGACCUACCCCCCUGUUUACAUCCUGCCCUAUUCUACGUGUUAUUGAAUUGUGAUGAAAUCUUUUUCUAUUUUUUUCUAUUAUUUAUUACAUUAUUAAUGUUACUAUUAAAGUUUUAUCAUUAU
This is a messenger RNA of Lottia gigantea (owl limpet), 3073 nucleotides long. RefSeq lists its product as hypothetical. The record is from RefSeq and is a predicted model, not a curated record. Gene Ontology annotation, cellular component: uniplex complex. The transcript is spliced from 11 exons. Bases 168 to 1397 code for a protein of 409 amino acids. Gene Ontology annotation, molecular function: calcium ion binding. Gene Ontology annotation, biological process: calcium import into the mitochondrion; mitochondrial calcium ion homeostasis. NCBI's taxonomy places the organism in Eukaryota, Metazoa, Mollusca, Gastropoda, Lottiidae.